CGUCGACUCGUGGCCCGUAUUUUACCUCGCAGUAAAAGAAUGUGGCGUGAUCCGAACGUAGUGGGGGUCGCCUUCCAGAAAAAACGAAAAAAAUCGAAAGGCGUUCAGAACUUUUCGAGAAGUCGAACCGUCAACACAUGUGGCGCUUGGCCAUGGAUCGCUGCAUUAGGUUUUCGUAAUCCCCGAAACCCAGACAAACCACUAUGGAAGUGCGGAGGUUCCCUGAUAUCGGCUAGGCAUGUUUUGACCGCAGCACAUUGUGCACAUAUGGAUGGAAUAGAAAACAUACACAAUCAUAAUAUUGUCAUUCUUAGAUUGGUGGAGGAGGUGCCAUUUUCGAGGUACGUAUAUCCCAUUUGUACGAAAGAGCCCCUACGAAAGAGCAACUUCGUCGGCUAUAACCCCCUUGUUGCUGGAUGGGGAGCAUUAAGAUAUAGACGACCACGACGUAAUGCAUUAAUGGAAGUACAAAUGCCAGUGAUUAAGAACGCCGAAUGCAAAAUAGCUUAUUCCAAAUUUCCCAAUGCACCUGAUAUCACUGAUGGUAUAAUAUGCGCCGAACAUGCUCAGGGUGGAGAGGAUUCUUGUACGAUUAUAGAUUCUUAUACGACUCUCAGUAAAAAUUUAUCCGCACUCCAGAUAGUUACAACUUCUGUCGACCGUAUUGAUCCAUCUGCACUCUUCGUAUGACGUCAAUAUUUGUUCAGUGCUGCUGCGCAGGUUUCUUUGUGUUACGUCAAUUCGUUUGUGACCGUUGCGCGAGUAAUGGCGCUUUGCAAUGGUGAUUUGCAGGAAAACAGUGCAGGAUGCUGUGAUUCGUUUCUUGUGGUCGGAGGUUAUGUUUGAUGCCUAUAUUUAUCAAAGAUUUAAUGCACAUUAUGGAGAAAGUGUUUUGUCACGAAGUGUGUUUGAAUGGGCACAAAAGUUCAAAGAAGAUCGCACGAGUGUUAUGAAAAAACAGCUGGACGCCCGUCCACAUCCACGAUGACAACAUUGAACGUGCUCAUGAACUUAUGCUCUAUGGAAUAGACGAGUGACACUGGAUAAUGUGGCAAAUCAUUUGCAAAUCAGCCACGGCUCUGCUUAUGCAAUAGUGCACGACAGAUUUGGAUUU
Molecule: messenger RNA, 1114 nt
Organism: Bombus huntii
Lineage: Eukaryota; Metazoa; Arthropoda; Insecta; Hymenoptera; Apidae
Product: venom serine protease Bi-VSP-like
Exons: 5
Coding region: 40-690 (216 amino acids)
Biological process (GO): proteolysis
Molecular function (GO): serine-type endopeptidase activity
Source: RefSeq, a predicted model, not a curated record